This is a messenger RNA of Salvia hispanica, 887 nucleotides long. NCBI's taxonomy places the organism in Eukaryota, Viridiplantae, Streptophyta, Magnoliopsida, Lamiales, Lamiaceae. The record is from RefSeq and is a predicted model, not a curated record.
CUAUAAUUCAUCUUACUCAUCUACCCUCGACAUCUCAUUACAACACUCCAAAUUUUGCAACCAAGAACUUCAUUUUGUGGAGAUUUGUCCUGUUCUUGGAUAAUGGCACCUCCAGUGUCGACGACGGCCCUUGUAAUUCAAUUGAUGUAGGAGGUUAUGCACAACAAUCAACUUGAUGUUAUUGCAAUGAUUCUCAUCUAUCUACAACGCAACCGAAGGGGGCUGAACCAAAGAUCUUUACGAGCUAUUUAUAGUCGUCUGCGUAGGAUACCAGACCAAGUCAAGCAUAUUAAUCGCUUGGUCCAUGUAUCCGAUGUGGCAUGUGUAGAAAACUUGCGCAUGAAUCGGAACGCUUUCGGAAGGUUAUGUCGCAUAUUCAGACAGAAUGGUGAUCUAAAAGACAACAAGUUUGUGAUGGUUGAGGAACGGGUUGCGUUGUUUCUACCUAUCUUGGCACACCACAAGAAGAUCAAAGUUGUCAAAUUUGAUUCCGCACGUUCUGGAUACACAGUUUCAUACUAUGUUCAUCGUAUCCUACGAGCUGUGAUUAGGUUGCAAGCUUCUCUAUUAGCUACUCCUGAACCGGUAACAGAUGAAUCUACUAACAACCGAUGGAAGUGUUUCCGGGGUGCCUUGGGCUAUAGAUGGGACUUAUAUUAGCUUACAAGUGCCCCAGGCUGAUAAGCCUCGGUAUCGUUCACGAAAAGGUCAAAUUUGCACAAACACCAUAGCCGUGUGUGACCGGAAGAUGAAGUUCGUAUAUGUGCUGCCGGGGUGGGAGGGCUCUGCAGGAGAUGCUCAGGUCCUCCGCGAUGCUGUGAAUCACCCCAAUGGAUUGAAGGUUCCUCGAGGUGGCAUGAGAAAACCGUUUAUACUUGAUUGUUUUG